Messenger RNA from Symbiodinium sp. CCMP2592, 762 nucleotides. NCBI's taxonomy places the organism in Eukaryota, Dinophyceae, Suessiales, Symbiodiniaceae. The record is from the annotation of a GenBank genome assembly.
AUGCGGCUGAGGUUUGCCGCUGCCCCGAAGGACAAGAUCAAAGCGGUCUUCGACGCCACGCCGAGCGUGAAGGAUCUGAACGCGGCCUGGUAUGCGCAGAUGCCCAAGGCUGACGCAGACGCCACUUUCGUGGCUUUCAAGGAGCUGGCGGAGGCAGUGAAGGCCGCUCCAGUGACGCAGGUCGCCCCCGUGGCAGCGCCUUCCAUGGAUGGGCCCAUUGGCAUGGCAGCCAAGAAGCUGGCAGAUGCCAGCUACCCGAUGAUUAAGAGCUUGGACUGGGCUGGCACCGGCGUGUUGGACAAGUACGUGGCCAAGACUCCAGCCACCAAAGAGUCCAUCGCCGCCUUCCUGGCUGCCGGCCUCGCGAUGGACCCCAAGCUGAUUCAGGGCGCUACGCAAGCACACCUGGAUGCGCUCAAGGAGGUGGACGGCAAGCUGGUGACGUCCCUCAAGGGCCACGAGGAAGUCACAGUCGCGAUUGCGAAGCUCAUCGCUUCGGCCCCGCCUGCCACGAUCAAGAAGGUCUUCGACACCGUUCCCAACAUUCAGGGCUUGAAUGCGGACUGGUUCGCCACCAUGCCAAUGACCGAUGCCAUCAAGUCCUACCAGGCCUUACCUCGAGACAGCCACAGCAGUUGCGGCGGCCAAGCGCUAGGCCCGCUAGCCGCUGAGACGUCACUUUUCCAUCAACUGGUCAUGCUGAAUGCAGGUUGGCGAGAUGAUUGCCGUCAACGAGGAUGCCCUCUCGUCCUUGAUACGUAG